Cataglyphis hispanica is the source of this 735-nucleotide messenger RNA. RefSeq names its product 50S ribosomal protein L7/L12 (gene mRpL12). The transcript is spliced from 4 exons. NCBI's taxonomy places the organism in Eukaryota, Metazoa, Arthropoda, Insecta, Hymenoptera, Formicidae. Bases 101 to 664 code for a protein of 187 amino acids. The record is from RefSeq and is a predicted model, not a curated record. Gene Ontology annotation, biological process: mitochondrial transcription; translation. Gene Ontology annotation, molecular function: structural constituent of ribosome. Gene Ontology annotation, cellular component: ribosome; mitochondrial large ribosomal subunit.
AAUACUUAUUUAUUCUAUGGUUGAAUUUAGCUAAAUCGUUUAUUGUCCAGAUAAGCGACCGGAUUUCACGUUAUUGCAAACGUUCACAAUUAGAUUCGAGAUGAUUAACACUUUCCGUCUGAUAUCUCGACAAAACCUUCAUCAAUUUCGUCAAUUUCACAAAUGUAUUAUUCGACAAGCGGAAUCAACGAGUUCUGCGGCAACAUCGGCAGCACCGUCCCCACAACCACCACCACCACCUCCAUCAGAAGCUGACAAACUGGUGAAUCCGAAAAUUGACAAAAUAGCCAAUGACAUAAGCGCUCUUAAUCUAAUAGAAGUAGCGCAGCUCAGUGAUCUGUUAAAGAGACGAUUAAAUUUGCCAGAUGCACCUGUCAUGCCUAUGGGAGGAUUUGCUGUUGCACCUCAGACUGAGGAGGAGGAAGAGCAAACACAAAAACGAGUACAAACAUCGUUUACUGUCAAAUUGACAGGAUUUGAUGACAAACAGAAAGUUGCCUUAAUAAAGGAAAUAAAGAGCCUACUACCCAACACAAAUCUUGUUCAGGCGAAAAAGUUCGUCGAGAGCGCACCUACGAUAGUGAAGGCUGAUCUAGCAAAAGAUGAAGCAGAGAAAUUAAGAGAUUCUCUGACAAAGGUCGGUGCUAAAGUCGAAAUUAUAUAAAUCAUGUAUGAUUACAUAUAUUGUUAUGUAUAUCUGUAAUAUUAUACAGUAAAAAUUUCAUUAUAUAGCAA